This is a messenger RNA of Peronospora matthiolae, 525 nucleotides long. The record is from the annotation of a GenBank genome assembly. Lineage: Eukaryota; Oomycota; Peronosporomycetes; Peronosporales; Peronosporaceae.
AUGGCCGACCCGAACUCAAAGCUCCAGUCGCUCUUCGGCAAGAACAAGAACAAGAACAAGAAGUCCACGACCGUCAAUGCCAAUGUCAUUGUCAAGACAAGUGCCCAGAAUGCCGAGCGUGCUGCCGCCGCGGUUGCUGCUGCUGCAGAGGCCGCCGCGGUGCCAAAAGCUGCCGCGCCUGCUGCUGCUGCUGCCUCUGCAACCGGCAAGAAACUGUCCGACUUGUCAUUGACUCGAGCUGAUGACGAGGCUGAAAAGACGUCUUUUCAGUGGGCCAAGCAGCCCAAGAAGUACAAGAAUCUCGAGGGCAAGGAAGCAGUGCCGACAACGUGGGCCGAGCAGGAAAACCGCAAUCGUCUGAAUCGCCGCCUGCAGCUGGACAAUGAACGUGCGUUCCCGUCGUUGGGCGUAGAAGUUGAUGGUGCCAAUGCUCCACUCAAGAAAAACAUGAAGGCGCCAGUUGCCAAGGCCGUCGAGACGAAAAACGCCUGGGCGUCGCUGCACGAUGAUGAAGAUGAGGACUAG